Messenger RNA from Centropristis striata (black sea bass), 5750 nucleotides. Its product is annotated as zinc finger protein 250-like. The coding region runs from base 309 to 3020 and encodes 903 amino acids. Gene Ontology annotation, biological process: regulation of transcription by RNA polymerase II. The transcript is spliced from 5 exons. Gene Ontology annotation, cellular component: nucleus. The record is from RefSeq and is a predicted model, not a curated record. Gene Ontology annotation, molecular function: RNA polymerase II cis-regulatory region sequence-specific DNA binding; DNA-binding transcription factor activity, RNA polymerase II-specific. Lineage: Eukaryota; Metazoa; Chordata; Actinopteri; Perciformes; Serranidae.
UCCUCUUUUCCUGUUGUGUUGAGGAAGUUUGUGUCAGCGGCAAAAGUAUCGAUCCACCAGAGCCUCUGUACUCGGACAAACCUGUCUCAGUGGACUUUUCCUUUUCUAAAUGUUUUGUGUCCGACUAAUCUUCCGUUAGACAACAGAGCAUGGACUGUAUUUAAGCUACAGAGCUGCUGGAGUUAGCUUAGCUUAGCAUGCUAGCUGGUUAGCACCACGGCGCUAGUCAGAGUGACUGUUUGAUGGAGGGAAAACUGUGUUUCUGACGGAGUUUGUGUGGAGAAAAAGUUGGUGUUACUGUGUGAAAAAUGUCUAAAGUCCAAACGGUGAGAGCGCUGGUGGAGCAGCGACUGACUGCGGCUGCUGAAGAGAUAUUUGGGCUGUUUGAAAGAACGAUAGCAGAGUACGAGGAGCAACUUUGUCGUUCAGAAGAGAAGAACGAGCGACAACAGAAACUACUGGACGCUGUUUUCAACCCUCAGAUUCACUUACACAGAGCAGACAUCCAGCAGCUGCUGGUGGUUAAAGAGGAGAUUCCCUCUGAGCAGCAGGAGAGGAGCUCCACUCUAGACCAGGAGGACCCAGAGCCCCCACACAUUAAAGAGCAACAGGAGAAACCUUGGACCAGUCAGCAGGGAGAGCAGCUUCAAUGGCUGGAGGAGGCUGAUAUCACCAAGGUUACAUCCACUCCUGUUUCUGUGCAGAGUGAAGAAGAUGAAGAGAAACCUCAGUCCUCACAUCAAACACAAACUGAACAAUUGAAAACAGAAGCUGAUGGCGAGGACUGUGGAGGACCAGAACCAGACAGGAACUCUGAUCCAGAUCCACAUUUACAACCUGAUUCAAAUCAACAGCCGGGAGACUCUUCUGAACCUGAGACUGAUGACAGUGCUGAUUGGACAGAGACAGAAGAACCUCACUCACGUUUAAAUUGUCUGAAAAAAGAUGGCGGCCCUGUCGCAGAUUCCAGAUUGAGGGCUGGAAAGAAGUCUUUCAGCUGCUCAUUGUGUAAUAAAUCUUUUACACACAGGGGGAAUUUUACUAACCACAUGAAAGUUCACACAGGAGAGAAAUCUCUCAGCUGCUCAGUGUGUAAUAAACCUUUUACACACAGGGGGAAUUUUAAUAAACACAUGAGAGUUCACACAGGAGAGAAACCUUUCAGCUGCUCAGUUUGUAAGAACGCUUUUCCACGGAGGUGGGGUUUAAAGGUUCACAUGAGACAACACACAGGAGAGAAACCUUUCAGUUGCUCAACGGUGAGAGCGCUGGUGGAGCAGCGACUGACUGCGGCUGCUGAAGAGAUAUUUGGGCUGUUUGAAAGAACGAUAGCAGAGUACGAGGAGCAACUUUGUCGUUCAAAAGAGAAGAACGAGCGACAACAGAAACUACUGGACGCUGUUUUCAACCCUCAGAUUCAGCUACACAGAGCAGACGUUCAGCAGCUGUCGGUGAGCGAAGACGAGUUUCCCUCUGAGCAGCAGGAGAGGAGCUGCAGUCUGGACCAAGACCGGGAGGAGCCAGAGCCGCCACACAUUAAAGAGGAACAGGAGGAACUUUGGAGCAGUCAGCAGGGAGAGCAGCUUCAGGGGCUGGAGGAGGCUGAUAUCACCAAGUUCACAUUCACUCCUGUCCCUGUGAAGAGUGAAGAAGAUGAAGAGAAACCUCAGUCCUCACAGCUUCAUCAAACACAAACUGAACAGAUGGAAACAGAAGCUGAUGGAGAGGACUGUGGAGGACCAGAACCAGACAGGAACUCUGAUCCAGAUCCACAUUUACAACCUGAUACUGAGGAUGAGUCUGCAGACUCUUCUGAACCUGAGACUGAUGACAGUGCUGAUUGGAAGGAGACCAGAGAACCUCAGUCAGGUUUGAACUGCUUGAAAAAAGAUCGCCGCCCUGUCAGAGAUUCCAUAUUUAGUGCUGAUGAGAAACAAUUUAGCUGCUGUGAGAGUGGGAAAAGAUUUGGCUACAAGAGCCAUUUGAAGAGACACAUGAGACUCCACACAGGAGAGAAACCUUUCAGCUGCUCAGUUUGUACGAAAAAGUUUACACAGAGUGGAGCUUUAAAGUCACACAUGAGACUCCACACAGGAGAGAGACCUUUCAGCUGCUCAGUUUGUAAGAAAACUUUUACACAGGGUGGACAUUUAAAGUCACAUAUGAGCUUCCACACAGGAGAGAGACCUUUCAGCUGCUCAGUUUGUAAGAAAACUUUUACACUGAGUGGACAUUUAAAGUCACAUAUGAGCUUACACACAGGAGAGAGACCUUUCAGCUGCUCAGUUUGUAAGAAAACUUUUACACUGAGUGGAGCUUUAAAGUCACACAUGAGACUCCACACAGGAGAGAGACCUUUCAGCUGCUCAGUUUGUAAGAAAACUUUUACACGGAGUGGAAUUUUAAAGUCACACAUGAGAGUCCACACAGGAGAGAGACCUUUCAGCUGCUCAGUUUGUAAGAAAACUUUUACACAGAGUGGACAUUUAAAGUCACAUAUGAGCUUCCACACAGGAGAGAGACCUUUCAGCUGCUCAGUUUGUAAGAAAACUUUUACACUGAGUGGAACUUUAAAGUCACACAUGAGACUCCACACAGGAGAGAGACCUUUCAGCUGCUCAGUUUGUAAGAAAACGUUUACACGGAGUGGAAUUUUAAAGUCACACAUGAGAGUCCACACAGGAGAGAGACCUUUCAGCUGCUCAGUUUGUAAGAAAACUUUCCCACAGAGUGGAAAGUUAAAGGAACACAUGAGAGUCCACACAGGAGAGAGACCUUUCAGCUGCUCAGUUUGUAAGAAAACUUUCACACAGAGUGGAACGUUAAAGGAACACAUGAGAGUCCACACAGGAGAGAGACCUUUCAGCUGCUCAGUUUGUAAGAAAACUUUUACACUGAGUGGAGCUUUAAAGUCACACAUGAGACUCCACACAGGAGAGAGACCUUUCAGCUGCUCAGUUUGUAAGAAAACUUUUACACGGCGUGGACAUUUAAAGAGACACAUGAGAGUCCACACAUGAGAGAAACCUUUCAUAAAUGUGCUGGCCGCUCGUCCUCAAAGUUUCAUCAAACUGAGGAGAACAAAAGGCAGAGCCUCCAGCCAGCAGCCCACAUGAAGAGAUGCAAACCUCUUUUUCAAUCUUUUUGAAGGACUCGAGAAAUAUUUUCAAGUCUUUUUUUAAAUGCUACAAAGCUUGUAGUAACUUUAUAAAUAUUUAUUCUAUUUGUAUGAAAUGUACUAACAAUCUCAAUAUAAUUAAACAAUACUUUCUUUUCCAUGAUGUGAUAUAUUCAUUUCCUUUUUUUGUUUGUUUUACAAAACAAAAGUUUGCAAACUGAUAUUUUAAUUCAAUAUUAAAAAAAAAAGUGCAGAGGCCUGUACUACGAAGCAGGAUUUGAGGGUCAGUGAGGUAACCUGAGGUUUAACCCUGGUUAUCAGUAUCUCUGUCUGAACUGACUGUUAACACUGUUGAGAGCAUCAAAGCAAAAAUAAUCUGAAAUUUAAAACAUUCUGGUUUGUUUAACACUUGUUUUAAUAACAUAAUUCCAAAUGUGUUCCAUCAGAGAUUUGAUUUUCUUGAAUAUGAAUCUAUAAUGUAGAAGAUUUAAUGAAAGUAAAUCAACCAGUGAGUCAGAAGGUGAGACAGCUUCUGUAUAUUAAUAGAAUAAUUACUGUUCUCUAAUAUUCUGAUUAAAUAUUCUGACUUAUGUGCAGAUCUAUGUUCUCUCAGGCUGUUUUAUUUAAUGACUUAAUUGUUGUCUGCACAAUAACAAACCUCACAUCUGUGUGUGUGUGUGUGUGUGUGUGUGUGUUGACUGUAUAUAAAAAUGUUGAAAAUAAAAAAGUUCUGCUUUUUGAGACGCCUUUAUAAAAACUUAACAUUUAAAUGAUUUAGUGUUUAUAGAGAUGACUCUUUCCUGUAUUAGUCCCUCCAUGAGGACAGUUUUAGUGUUCCAGCAGCAAAAUAAGUAUAAACAAUAACAAAAUUUCUCUUUACUCUGACCACAUUAGGACUUCUGUAUUUUUUCUAUUUUAUAAAUGUCAUAUACCACGUAUACUAUACUGUGUAUAUCUCUGCACAUAUUUAAUAUAUUUAUUCAUUGAGGUUCAUACCACUACAUGCUACAACUUAAUUAACCUAUUUAACAUGCUAAAAUAUAUUUCCUCCAAUGUGCAAUAUCUGUAAAAUGCAAUCAGGAAAACAAACAAACAGAAAAACUAUAUAUUAUUAAUAAUGCCAAAUAGCAGAAAUCUAUUUAUAUAAUGUCUAUAAUAUGUAUUAUUUCUUAUAUUCUUUAUUCUGUUUUCUAUAUCUAUGUGUCUGUAUGUUGAGCCACUGUGAUGACUGAAGGAUAAAUAAAGUCUGCUCCAAGGUUAUUAUAGUUAACGAAAACUAACGAAAUAAUGAAAACUAGAUUUAUUUAUUUUUUCGCUGACUGAAAUUAAAACAAAAACAAGAGUUUUUAAAAAUGGAUAACAAACUGAAACUGUCUUGUGUGUUUACAAAACUAACAAAAAUUAUAGUGAAAACCCUUUUUGGUUGAUAUGAAAUCUAUUUAAUCUGGUUUUAUGACUAAAUAAAUGUAUUGGGGCUGAGAUGGAUCACACAAUGAAAAUAAAGGAAACAUUUAUUUUAUAUUGAAGAGGUUCAUUAGGCCUACUGAUAUAAUUUUUUACACUGUUUCUACACUCCUCAUGGGUGAAUUUUAUGUUCCCAGUUUCGUCAAUGGUGUUCAGAUGGUCUGAGUCUUUGUGUGUGGCCGGUCUUAAUCUUCUCCAGGAUAUCGUCCACAUAGCGUCUCCAGAGGGACACACCAACACCACGUGACACCUCUGAUGAAGGCUACAGAGGCAAGGUAGCCAAGACUUGUCAGAUACUGAUGAAAAGACUGGAGAUUCUUGUGAACCUGAGACUGAUGACGGGUGGUUGGAAGUAAACCAGAAAAACUCAGUCUGCUGUAAAUUCUUAGAAAAAGGUCAGUGUGGAUAAAGUCUUUUUAUAAAGCCCUUGGACUUUUCAGAGGGUGCGGUGGAUUCAGUUUGAAGGCUACUUAAGUUACCAUCUCUUGUUGGGAAGGGGGUGAAAUAUUUGUCCAUGAAACAUGUUUAAAUAACAAACAGGCAUUUUUUUUAUUAGACACAAACAUAACAAUUCAAAGAAAAACAAAUACAAUGUAUAUUGAAACAAACAUACCAAAGAAUAUAUUUGUUAUAUAGUGCUCCUCUUUCUCUCUCUCAAUCAAUCUAUAUCUCUCUUUUCCUCUCAAUCUUUUUUAAGGAGUGGAGAUUUUCAAGUCAUUUUUAAAUUCCACAGAUGUUUGAGUAACUUCUAAUAAAUCUAUAAAAUUUGUAAAAUAAAAAAAUAAAUUUGGGAAAAUAAAAUGUACCCACAAUCAAAUUAUGAAACAUUAGUUUGUUUUCCAUGAUGUGAUAUGAUAUUAAUUUCCUUUUUGUUCAUUUUUUGUUUUACAAAACAAAAGUUCACAAACUGAGAUUUUAAUGAGAUAUUUGAUUGUAGAAGUGUAACAAAUGCAACAGUAUUCAUUUUAACAGUAGGAUAAAAUAAACAUGUUCUUAAUAUACGAAAGUUGCCUAGAAGUUGUUGGUAUUUAAAUUUCAGUGUUUCUGUUUCAUCAUCCUCUUCAUGUCCUGUUGGCAUGUUAAUCUCAGGUUCAUAUCUGAUCUAUGUUCUCUGUUAGCAUGUUCUGGUGCCUUGUUUUUAAAUGAUUCCUUUCAAAUAAAUGUUGUU